Salvia miltiorrhiza (redroot sage) is the source of this 1365-nucleotide messenger RNA. RefSeq lists its product as uncharacterized. The record is from RefSeq and is a predicted model, not a curated record. The transcript has a single exon. Gene Ontology annotation, molecular function: nucleic acid binding; RNA-DNA hybrid ribonuclease activity. Lineage: Eukaryota; Viridiplantae; Streptophyta; Magnoliopsida; Lamiales; Lamiaceae. The coding region runs from base 1 to 1365 and encodes 454 amino acids.
AUGCAGAAAUGCAUUUCGAAACAUCAAAUCUUACUUGAUGCAGCCUCUCCUGUGCUUGUAUCACCUGUGCUAGGACGCCCCUUGAUUUUGUAUAUUGCUGCUCAAAAACGAUCCAUGGGAGCUUUGCUUGCGCAAGAGAAUGAAAAUGGAAAAGAUAAUACAUUAUACUACUUGAGCAGAACAAUGACGCCGAAUGAGUUGAAGUAUGCUCCAAUUGAAAAGUUGUGCUUGGCACUGAUUUUCUCCAUCCAGAAGCUUAAGCAUUAUUUUCAGGCUUAUACAGUCCGCCUUAUAUCUAAGGCAAACCCUUUAAAAUUUGUAAUGUCAAGACAUGUUCUAUCCGACAGACUUGCACGGUGGUACCUUCAACUUCAACAAUUUGAGAUCGUGUAUGUUCCCCAAAAAACUGUGAAGGGACAAGUGUUGGCUGACUUCUUAGCAGAUCACCCGAUUCCCGCUGAGUGUGAGCUAAGUGAAGACCUCCCGGACGAAGAUGCGCUUGCAAUCGAUAUUGCCCUACCCUGGUGGAUGUUUUUCGAUGGAGCAUCUCAUAGAGAAGGAGCUGGUGCUGGGGUCGUGUUUGUAUCACCAGAACGUCAAGUGUUGCCAUAUUCCUUCACCCUAACUGAGAAUUGCUCGAACAAUGUAGCAGAAUAUCAAGCUUUGAUCCUCGGUUUGGAAAUGGCGUUGGAUAUGCAACAAUCCCACCUCAAAGUAUAUGAUGAUUCCAAAUUGGUGGUUAAUCAAAUACUUGGAUUGUAUGAAGUGAAGAAACCAGAGUUAUUGCCAUAUGUCAAGUAUGCUCGUAAGAUCAUUAAGUGGCUUGGAAAUGUGGAGAUUGAACAUAUUUUAAUAAAUGAAAACAAACAAGCAGAUGCCCUGGCUAAACUCGCAUCUACUAUAGCUAUGAUCAGCGGCGAAACCCAUAUAUCGGUAUGUGAAAGGUGGGUCAUACCACCCAUUUUUGAAGAGGAGAAAUGCGAAGAAAUUGAAAGCCAUCUUGUUGAAGUCUUCGAAAUUGAGGAAGAAGAUAGACGCCAACUGUUGGUCGAUUAUCUGAAAUAUGAUAAAUUACCAAAUGAUCCACGUCGAAGGGUUGACAUCCGGCGACGCGCCACUCGCUUCAUUUUCUUCAAAGGGACACUUUAUAUAAGGUCUUUUGAUAGAGUAUUUCUGAGGUGCUUAAGUAAUGAGAAAGCUGCCAAAGCCAUGGAAGAGGCGCAUUCUGGCAUCUGCGGUGCUCAUCAAUCAGGUUCAAAUCUACACUUCCGAAUCAAGAGAAUGGGUUACUAUUGGCCUACUAUAGUGAAGGAUUGUUUAGAUACGUGCAAAGAUGUCAAGCCUGCCAAUUCCACGCGAAUCUAA